Rhinolophus ferrumequinum (greater horseshoe bat) is the source of this 4366-nucleotide messenger RNA. RefSeq names its product Fc receptor-like protein 3. The transcript has 12 exons. The coding region runs from base 776 to 3073 and encodes 765 amino acids. Gene Ontology annotation, biological process: cell surface receptor signaling pathway. Gene Ontology annotation, molecular function: transmembrane signaling receptor activity. The record is from RefSeq and is a predicted model, not a curated record. NCBI's taxonomy places the organism in Eukaryota, Metazoa, Chordata, Mammalia, Chiroptera, Rhinolophidae.
GGUUCUGGGUGUGGGUUCUCUUGGCCAGCAUGGCCUAUUCCCAGAAAUGACAGCUGUGGGGACGUGGCAACGUGGGCGGUGUCGCCACUCGGAGGUGACAACUGUUGCUGCGGUGAGUGAGCACACCCUCCUGCGAUUUCUGCAGACUUGAGGUCUUUCCCCCCCACCAGGAUGCCUCGGUGUAAGGACCAAGGACCGGGGGCAUUUGCUAAUGUGGACGGGCCCUCAGACCCGACCUCCUCUGUUCCCUAAGACCCCUCCCUCCCUCUGUCUGUGCCACUAUCAAAGGGCAUAGAAAUAACUCCCAGCCACAGAAAACAAGGCUGCAGCCAAAUCUUUACACAUCCCCAAAAGGAGCUCAUGUCACUGUCAUGCUUCCACUUCUGGUCCCGUCAGUCAGUUACAAUUCCAGACACAAACGUGACUUCCCAGGCAGGGCGGGGGCGCCCCUUCAUCCGAUUCUUUGUAUCCUUCACUUAUGACUGUGCCCAGCGUGGGUGGUGAGGAUACAAAGUUGCCUUCCCCACAGAAUCUCAAAUUAAGCAAGGCAUCAAAGUAAUGAAAGUGGAAAAAUGUUGUUCGUUACAUUUUAACAACCAAGUAAAAAAGUGGUUUUUCAGAGUCUGGAACCUGCCUCUGAGGUAGGUGCGUCCCAGGCUCACCUUUUCCUUGUCGGGACCAGAGCAGCCCACACUCCCAGCAUCACAGCCGCUGAGCUCUUCCGAGCCUACGGCAGGGAUCUGACACCUUCCCGGCCACCUCCAGCGGGCAAAGGAUGAGGAAGAACAGCUUCUGUCCCAGGCUUUCCCCAGGGAGUUUCUGUCCCAUUUCCCACGCUGUCCUAACAGGAACUGCCCGGGGAAGCUCCCAGCUGCAGGCUGGACCCUGCCUCUUCUCUAGCCCCCUCCCCUCCACCUCCACCUGCCUUCGUUAUCCUGUUUCCUGUUCAGGGUUGGAUCCCAAAGCUUCACUUCUCCUCGAACCUCCAUGGUCCACAACCUUCAAAGGACAGACAGUGACUCUCAUAUGCAGGGGUCCCCGUUCUCCAGCCCAGGGGGACGUAUCUUGGUAUCAUGAUGAGCACUUGUUGAAAACAAACUCUGAAGAGAUUCACAUAAAGACGUCUGGAUAUUACAAAUGCAAGACCCACGGAUCUUCCAUUAGUGACCCCGUAUAUGUGAAAUUUUUAUCUGAAUGGCUGGUCCUCCAGGCCCAACACCCUGUCUUUGAAGGAGACAACGUAACUCUGAGAUGCCAGGGGAAGGACGAUGAGACGGUCAAGGAGAAGAGUUACUACAGAAAUGGGAAAAAACUUGGUGGUACUAAUAACUCAGGCACCAUCAUAGUGUAUUCAGCCUCCAGGGACAAUAGCAUUUACUACUGUACUGCUUCUGGGAAAAAGUUUUGGGGACCAUGGACAGAAACUUCAAACCAUCUAAGGAUCCACGUUCAAGAGCUGUUUCCACGUCCUCUGCUGAGAGCCAGCCCCUUCCAGCCCACCGAGGGGAGCCCAGUGAACCUGACCUGUGAGACCCGGCUCCCUCCGCAGAGGUCAGAUGUCCAGCUCCAGUUCUGCUUCUUCAGAGAAGGCCAGGCCCUGGGGUCAGGCUGCAGCAGCUCCCCCGAGCUCCGGAUCCCGGCCAUGUGGAGUGAGGACGCAAGGUCUUACUGGUGCCAGGCUCAGACGGUGACUCUCAGUGUCAAGAAAAAAAGCCUGAGGUCCUACAUACGUGUGCGGAGGGUCCCUGUGUCUGGUGUGAAUCUAGAGAUCCAGCCUCGUGGGGGGAAGCUGAUUGAAGGAGAAAACCUGAUCCUUGUCUGCUCGGUGGCCAAGGGUACAGGGACUGUCACAUUCUCCUGGCACAGAGAGGGCACACAGAGAAGCCUAGGAAGAAAGACCCAGCGUUCCCUGUCGGCAGAGCUGCAGGUACCAUCCGUGAAGGCGCACGAUGCCGGGAAGUACUACUGUGCAGCUGACAACGUGCAGGGCCCCGUCCUCAGCCAGCGGCUUAGAGUCACACUGGCAGUUCCAGCAUCUCGGCCCGUCCUCACCCUCCGGGCGCCCGGGGCCCCGGCCCUGGUGGGGGACACGGUGGAGCUGCACUGUGAGGCCCAGACAGGCUCUCCCCCGAUCCUGUACCAUUUUUAUCACGACGGUGUCACCCUGGGGAACAGCUCGGCCCCCUCUGGAGGAGGAGUGUCCUUCAACCUGUCUCUGACUGAAGAACAUUCUGGAAACUACUCCUGUGAGGCCGACAAUGGCGUGGGGGCCCAACGCAGUUACAGAGUGAUUCUCAGCGUCACAGUUCCAGCGUCUCGGCCCGUCCUCACCCUCAGGGCGACCGGGGCCCCGGCCCUGGUGGGGGACACGGUGGAGCUGCACUGUGAGGCCCAGACAGGCUCUCCCCCGAUCCUGUACCGCUUUUAUCACGACGGUGUCACCCUGGGGAGCAGCUCGGCCCCCUCUGGAGGAGGAGUGUCCUUCAACCUGUCUCUGACUGCAGAACAUUCCGGAAACUACUCCUGUGAGGCCGACAAUGGCGUGGGGGCCCAGCGCAGUGAGGUGGUGACAUUCAACGUCACAGGGACUUCCGUGAGCAAAGUAACCAUUACUGCGGGGGUCAUUGGGCUCCUGAGCGUCCUUGGCCUUGCUGCUACUGCUACUUGGGUGAGUCGCUUCAGAACCCAAAGGAACUCAGGAGGACUUUCUGCCACUGGAACACCUAGUUGUGGUCCCACUGUGGGUCAGGGGCCCAGCAGCUCACACACCCGAGGGCCCAGCUGCUCCGAACCAGCCCUAAUGGAGCUGCAGCCCGUGUACGGCAAUGUGGGCCCCGGACACGGCGACCUCAUUUAUUCCCAGGUCAGCAGUAUCCAGCGUUCGAAAGGAAAUCCAGAAAACUCACCAAGGAUGCAUCAAGAGGAUAAAGAACCUGUAGUCAUCUAUUCAGAGUUGAAGAAGGGACGUCCAGAUCACUGUGCAGGCCAGGCCAGCAGUGGAGGCAGAGCCCGUGAAGAAGCUUCAGAAAACUAUGAGAACGUGUCAUGUGCAUUGUCAGCCAUGGAGCAUUAGCCCUGGACCCAGACUGGCCCACAGAGACCCUGGGAGGCAAGCAGCCUGGCCAGUCGCCCUGUUCUCGCCAAGUACUCACCCUCGUUGCCUCCAGGUCUCUGCCUUCCAGCGAGCUGGGCUGUGGGGGAUGUGAAGCUGUGGGAAUUGUCUGCCAACCUCCUCUGUGCCUAGGAACAGAGUGGGCAGCAUUUGAGCAAAGCUGCAUUGUCUUCAGAGUAGAGACCCAUGUGGAGGUGGGCGAGCCUUCAGCUCGUGGGACUGUGGACUGAAGGGGGACCACAAGCGUGCGAUCAGGCCCACUUGCUGUAAGAGUGGUGGGCGAUGUGCAUGCACCGUCUCCGCUUAAAUUUGCUUUAAGCCUUUUGUUUCCUUUUCUGUGUGGUUGACAGUGGCAUCAUGGACGGUCUGCGGUGUACGCUAUGUCCCAGCUACCAAACUGCAAAUGACCAAAAGGAUUUAUUCUAGCCACAUAUAUACUAUGUCUUCAUGAAAUACAUACCGGUACUAUGAAUGUUUCUUGCUAAAUAACACCGUCUAUUUAAUGGGAGAAAGCGUCCACAUUGUCUGAUUAGACAUGUCGUGGAAUGAAUAAUGUUUCCUCAAAAUUUAUAUUUUCAAACUCUAAACCCCAACGUAACUAUACUUGGAGAUAAGGCCUUUAAGGAGGUAAUGAAGGUUAAAUGAAUUAGAAGGUGGGCCCUAAUCCGCUUGGACUGGUGUCCUUACCAGAAGAAGAGACACCGGCGGCGCCUCCAUGUCCCUUUGUGCACACAGAAGAAAGGCCACAUGGGACUAGAACAAGAAAACAGCCACCUGCAAAGCCCACUGGUGGCCAGGAAGAGAGCGCUCAGAAACCAACACUGCCAGCACUUUUAUCCUACAGUUCCAGCCUCUAGAAUGGUCUGAUACUUAAGUCACCUAAUCUGUGGUAUUUUGUUAUGGCAGCCAAUGAAGACUAAUGCAGAUUUAUACAUAGCUAUACAGAUGAUAAAUGAUUAAUGAUGAUGACAGACAGACAGACAGACAGAUAGAUAAUAGAUAGAGAGAUAGAUGAUAGAGAGAGAGAGAGAGAUGAUAGACAGAUAUAGACAGCUAUGUAGAUAUACAACACACACACACACCCCCAACCCACACAACUGUGGUCUCUAAGCUAUUUCCUCUCCCACUGGAUAAAACAUCCCCAUAUCUGUAGCAGUUCAAUUUUACUGUUUAUUCAACAUCCACUGUUUGAAGGCUACAGAAGCAUCAGCACCAAUCUUGGAAAUUCAGGAAAGCCAAUGAUUGACAUGACUC